This is a messenger RNA of Dipodomys ordii (Ord's kangaroo rat), 1589 nucleotides long. It is a transcript of the gene Wdr41, whose product is annotated as WD repeat domain 41. The record is from RefSeq and is a predicted model, not a curated record. Gene Ontology annotation, cellular component: lysosomal membrane. Bases 1 to 1491 code for a protein of 496 amino acids. The transcript has 14 exons. NCBI's taxonomy places the organism in Eukaryota, Metazoa, Chordata, Mammalia, Rodentia, Heteromyidae. Gene Ontology annotation, molecular function: protein binding. Gene Ontology annotation, biological process: regulation of autophagy.
AUGGUGGCUAUGGCUGGCGGCCGCCGCCACCGUCGCCGCCCCACCACUGCUGCCGCUGCAGCCACGGCCGAUUGGCUUAGUCGGAUCACUGUAGCCACUCUGCUUCCUGUCAUAAAGACAUUUUCCCAGGCAUACAGAGAAACUGCCCUUGUACUUUGUGAGAAAUCUGCUUUUCAGACCAUAGGUGAGGAACAGUCCCAGAACCCCUAUACUGAACUGCUUGUAUUGAAAGGGCAUCAUGACAUUGUGCGAUUUCUGGUACAGUUAGAUGACUACAGAUUUGCAUCUGCUGGGGAUGAUGGAAUUAUAGUUGUGUGGAAUGCCCAGACAGGAGAAAAACUUUUGGAACUCAGUGGACACACUCAAAAAAUAACAGCUGUUACUACAUUUCCGUCCUUGAAACCUUGUGAAGAAAAAAAUCAACUCCUCUUGACAGCUUCUGCUGAUCGAACAGUUAUUGUAUGGGAUUGUGACACCGGCCGACAAAUUCAGAAAGUGUCUUGCUUCCAGUCUACUGUAAAGUGCUUAACUGUUCUUCAGAAACUAGAUGUUUGGCUUUCUGGUGGGAAUGACUUGUGUGUAUGGAACAGAAAAUUAGAUCUCCUAUGUAAGACCGGCCACCUUUCUGAUACAGGGAUCAGUGCUUUGGUUGAAAUACCUAGGAACUGUGUUGCAGCAGCAGUUGGCAAAGAACUGAUAAUUUUUAGGUUAGUAGCACCCAUAGAAGCAUCACUGGAAUGGGAUGUUAUUGAAGUUAAGCGUCUUCUUGAUCACCAGGAUAAUAUUCUGUCAUUGGUUAAUGUUAACGAUGUGAAUUUUGUCACUGGCUCCCAUGUUGGAGAGCUGAUCAUCUGGGAUGUCCUAGACUGGACUGUGCAGGCCUAUGAGCGCAACUUCUGGGACCCGUCCCCACAGCCGGACACUCAGCAAGAGAUCAGACUCUCUCAGAAACCACAUGACAUUUCUAUUCAUCAUUUCACAUGUGAUGAAGAGAAUGUAUUUGCUGCAGUUGGAAGGGGUUUAUAUGUGUAUAACCUUCAAAUGAAGCAUGUGAUUGCCUACCAGAAAACUGCACAUGACUCCAAUGUCCUGCACAUUGCCAAGCUUCCAAACAGGCAGUUAAUCUCAUGCUCAGAAGAUGGCAGUGUACGCAUUUGGGAGUUACGAGAAAAACAGCAGCUCCCAGCUGAACCUGUACCAACAGGCUUUUUUAAUAUGUGGGGAUUUGGAAGAGUGAACAAACAAGCCAGCCAGCCUGUUAAAAAGCAACAAGAGAGUGCCACUUCCUGUUUGCUGGAGCUCAUUGGAGAUCUGAUUGGACACUCAUCCUCAGUGGAGAUGUUUCUGUACUUUGAAGAUCAUGGACUAGUGACUUGCUCUGCUGAUCAUCUCAUUAUUUUGUGGAAAAAUGGGGAGCAAGAAUCUGGAUUGCGCAGUUUAAAAUUAUUUCAGAAGUUAGAGGAGAAUGGUGACUUAUACCUUGCUGUUUAGUUUAAUGAAGAAAGCACAGGUAUCUGAACUUCCAAUCGCAAAUAUAAACUAUGGAAUAAUGUGUUAUUUAAAUUUGUGAUUUUUUUUCCUGUCUUCCA